CUUCCUUACCGGAAGAAGGAGGCCUUGUUCAUCGGCUUGGCAGAGCGUGGCGAAUUCGUGCCCCGGCGGCUGUGGCACGCAAGGGUCCUUCGCCCUGCGGGUGGCAGGAUUACGGAUAGUGCAGCAGUAAAGUCCAAUUCUUCCAGGGAACAAGCAUUUCGUAAGAGUGUUCAAGAGAUUCCACCAACUUUGUUUAAAAAGGUCAAGUUUCUUUAAGCACUGAAAAGGAAGGAAGGAAACAAAGUGUGGCUUUGGAAAAAACAGCACCAGGGAUAGCUCACUGGCCUCCAGCUCUCCUUUGACAGCCCAGGUAGCACAGCUGAGAUGAAUGGUGGGAAGUGGAGGAAGACCAGGAGUGGGAGUGGCUUCAGGCACUACAUUUUCUAGUAAUGGCAACCUACACUUGCAUCACUUGCCGCGUGGCUUUCAAGGAUGCCGAUAUUCAGCGUGCCCAUUACAAAACUGACUGGCAUAGAUACAACCUGAAGCGUAAGGUCGCUGACAUGCCUCCUGUCACAGCUGAGAACUUCCAAGAGAGAGUCCUAGCACAGAGAGCAGUGGCAGAGGAGCAGAACAAAAUCACUGCCACUUACUGCACAGUUUGCAGCAAGAGAUUCUCCACCUUCAAUGCCUAUGAGAAUCACUUGAAGUCCAGGAAGCACUUAGAGUUGGAGAAGAAAGCUGUCCAAGCUGUCAGCAAGAAAGUGAAAAUACUAAAUGAAAAGAACCUGGAAAAGGGGCUGGCUCCAGAGAGUGUAAACAAAGAUGAAAUGAAUGCAGCUAUUCAGCAAGCCAUCAGAGCUCAGCCGUCUUCCUCUCCAAAGAAGAUGCCUUUGCCUCCUAGUGAUGCAAGUAGCUCUCCUGUUUCUAUGGGAAGUGCCAGCUUAUCACAGAAUAGAGAACGAUCAGAAAAACCUCCACGGCUACAGUGGUUUGAACAGCAAGCGAAGAAGCUGGCCAAACAACAAGCAGAGGAAGAAGAGGAUAUGGAAGAAGACUGGGAAGAUAUGGAUUCUGAUGAAGAGAUUGGCUCUGAAGAAGAGAUGGAAAGUGUGGGAGAAGAAGAGGAGAGGCAGGCAGAAGCUGAAAGCACUCCUGCUGCUGGGGCCAUACCAGUCACAGACUGCUUAUUCUGUCCCCACCAUUCCAGAUCUCUCACAAAAAACGUGGCACAUAUGACAAAAGCUCACAGUUUCUUCAUUCCAGAUAUAGAGUACCUUGUGGAUCUCAGAGGACUAAUCAAGUACCUGGGAGAGAAAGUUGGCAUUGGGAAAAUCUGCAUCUGGUGCAAUGAAAAAGGGAAAUCCUUCUACUCUACAGAAGCAGUACAGGCUCACAUGAAUGAUAAAAGCCACUGCAAACUCUUCACAGAUGGAGAUGCUGCCCUGGAGUUUGCAGACUUCUAUGAUUUUAGGAGCAGUUACCCUGAUCACAAGGAUGGGGAAGAUGUGGAGGUGCCUGGAGAGUGCCCAACAGAGAGAGAGUUGGACUAUGAUGAUGACACUAUGGAGCUGAUCCUUCCUUCAGGUGCAAGAGUGGGUCAUCGUUCUUUAAUGAGAUACUACAAGCAACGAUUUGGUCUGUCAAGAACAGUGGCUGUAGCAAACAACAAGAAAACAGUGGGUCGAGUGUUGCAGCAGUACAGAGCUUUGGGCUGGACAAGUCAGAUAGGGGCAUCCUAUGCUCAGCAGCGUGAUAUGCAGUACCUGCAGAGGAUGAAGUCAAAGUGGUUGCUCAAGACAGGAAUGAGUAACAAUGCUACAAAGCAGAUGCAUUUCCGGGUGCAGGUCAGAUUCUGAGUUCCUAAGAGACCUGCAUGCAACUGUUUUCUGGAAAGAAGGAUUUAAUGGCUUUUGGCUCAAGGAUUCUGUUAAAAUGGACUCGGUACUUAUCAAUGGGAUGUGUACGCUGGUGUGCCUUCCUGUUUAUGGGAAGAAGAGCAGAGAGCUUGUCUCUUCCGGUGAGAUGAAGAUUGGCUUAAGUUAGAAAAUAAAAUAUCUUAAAUGGGAUAUGUGGCAAAGUAGUCCCAGCUGUUAA
This is a messenger RNA of Melopsittacus undulatus (budgerigar), 2037 nucleotides long. RefSeq names its product zinc finger protein 622 (gene ZNF622). The record is from RefSeq and is a predicted model, not a curated record. Gene Ontology annotation, biological process: ribosomal large subunit biogenesis. Gene Ontology annotation, molecular function: zinc ion binding; nucleic acid binding. Bases 390 to 1799 code for a protein of 469 amino acids. NCBI's taxonomy places the organism in Eukaryota, Metazoa, Chordata, Aves, Psittaciformes, Psittaculidae. The transcript has 9 exons. Gene Ontology annotation, cellular component: preribosome, large subunit precursor.